Drosophila miranda is the source of this 925-nucleotide messenger RNA. Its product is annotated as exosome complex component RRP4-like. Gene Ontology annotation, biological process: poly(A)-dependent snoRNA 3'-end processing; TRAMP-dependent tRNA surveillance pathway; U4 snRNA 3'-end processing. Gene Ontology annotation, cellular component: cytoplasmic exosome (RNase complex); nuclear exosome (RNase complex). The record is from RefSeq and is a predicted model, not a curated record. The transcript has 2 exons. Gene Ontology annotation, molecular function: RNA binding. The coding region runs from base 82 to 888 and encodes 268 amino acids. NCBI's taxonomy places the organism in Eukaryota, Metazoa, Arthropoda, Insecta, Diptera, Drosophilidae.
UUCUGCGGCGCGCGUGUUUUGUCAGCUGUGGUUGCGUUUACGUUUAGUUUGUUUAAUUUUCAAUUUUAAGCUCGAUCUGCGAUGGCCACAAACGCCACAAUAGAGCUGGCGCUGGACCGCGUGGACUGGUGUGCCCUGGCCGAGCGGCAGGACGUCUUGCUGCGCGUCAAUACACCCGGAGAAGUUGUCAUGCCGGAGGCAGGCUUCAUGCGCGGCCACGGCACGUUCGUAGAGGAUGAGAACAUCAAGGCCUCUGUGCGCGUGAUCGAGGUGCAGCAGAAGCGCUGGCGCGUGGACACAAAUUCACGCCUGGACUCCAUACUGCUGCUGUCAUCGGGUAAUUUGCCCGGCGGAGAGCUGAGACGGCGCUCCGCAGAGAAUGAGCAGAUGAUGCGACGCUAUCUGGACGAAGGCGAUCUCAUUUCCGCCGAAGUUCAAAAUAUCUUCGAGGAGGGCACGCUUUCGCUGUACACCCGAAGUUUGAAGUACGGCAAACUGUCCCAAGGCGUACUCGUCAAGGUCUUCCCCGCGCUGGUCAAGCGUCGCAAGAUGCACUUCCACAAUCUGCCCUGUGGAGCGUCCGUGAUCUUGGGCAACAACGGCUACAUCUGGAUAUCGCCCCCCAAAAGUCAGGAUCAGGAGGGCGGCGAGGGUGGCUUUGCCCAGAAUCUGGGAGAAGCGGUGCCACGAAACGAGCGCGAAGUGAUAGUCCGCCUGCGCAACUGCAUCCUGGCCCUAGCAAAAUGCAAACUGUUGCUCUACGACACCAGCAUACAGUAUGCCUACGACGAGUCGCUCAAGUACGAGGCCCACGAACUGCUCCAACAAAACGUCAUAUACGAUAUCGGCGAGCAGACGCAGGCUCGUCUGCGGGAUGGAGAUGAAUAGCCCCGAAUAAACGAACAAUUCGAAAUAUUCCUCCAAA